AUGGCCACGGAAACUUUCCUGUUCACCUCCGAGUCCGUGAACGAGGGACACCCGGACAAGCUUUGCGAUCAGGUGUCCGAUGCCGUUCUCGACGCGUGCCUGGAGCAAGACCCCGACAGCAAGGUGGCGUGCGAGACGUGCACCAAGACCAACAUGGUGAUGAUCUUUGGUGAGAUCACCACCAAGGCCAAGCUCGACUAUGAGAAGAUCGUGCGCGACACCGUCAGGAACAUCGGCUUCGUCUCCGACGACGUCGGCCUUGACUGCGACAAGUGCAAUGUUCUGAUCAACAUCGAGCAGCAGAGCCCCGACAUUGGGCAGGGCGUGCACGGCAUGGGCACCAAGAAGCCCGAGGAGAUCGGCGCGGGCGACCAGGGCCACAUGUUCGGCUAUGCCACCGACGAGACCCCUGAGCUCAUGCCGCUCACGCACGUGCUCGCCACGCAGCUGGGCGCGAAGCUCACGGAGGUGCGCAAGAACGGCGUGUGCCCGUGGCUGCGGCCCGACGGCAAGACGCAGGUGACCGUUGAGUACAAGAACGAGGGCGGCGCGAUGGUGCCGAUCCGCGUGCACACGGUGCUCAUCUCCACGCAGCACGACGAGACGGUCACCAACGAGAAGAUCGCGGCGGAUCUUAAGGAGCACGUGAUUAAGCCCGUGAUCCCCGCCAAGUACCUCGACGACAACACCAUCUUCCACCUCAACCCCUCCGGCCGCUUCGUCAUCGGCGGUCCCCACGGAGACGCCGGUCUCACCGGGCGGAAGAUCAUCAUCGACACGUACGGCGGGUGGGGCGCGCACGGAGGUGGUGCCUUCUCCGGGAAGGACCCCACCAAGGUGGAUCGUUCCGGCGCGUACGUCGCCCGCCAGGCCGCCAAGAGCAUCGUCGCUGCCGGCCUCGCCAGGCGCGCGCUCGUGCAGGUCUCUUACGCCAUCGGUGUGCCUGAGCCGCUGUCGAUCUUCGUGGACACGUACGGGACGGGCAAGAUCCCCGAUAAGGAGAUUCUCGAGCUAGUGAAGGAGGCGUUUGAUUUCCGGCCAGGCAUGAUCUCGAUCAACCUGGACCUGAAGAAGGGCGGCAACCAACGCUACCAGAAGACGGCCGCGUACGGCCACUUCGGCCGCGACGACCCCGACUUCACGUGGGAGGUGAUCAAGGAGCUCAAGCCCAAGACCGCUGCCUAG
Molecule: messenger RNA, 1185 nt
Organism: Closterium sp. Yama58-4
Lineage: Eukaryota; Viridiplantae; Streptophyta; Zygnematophyceae; Desmidiales; Closteriaceae
Source: the annotation of a GenBank genome assembly